Spea bombifrons (plains spadefoot toad) is the source of this 1892-nucleotide messenger RNA. RefSeq names its product NXPE family member 3-like. The record is from RefSeq and is a predicted model, not a curated record. Lineage: Eukaryota; Metazoa; Chordata; Amphibia; Anura; Pelobatidae. The transcript has 6 exons. The coding region runs from base 30 to 1892 and encodes 620 amino acids.
UUUUUGGAUGUUCUUGGAAGAAACAGAUAAUGGCCACAAUGAUUUGGACCAGAAGACUGUGCUGGGUUCUCUUCUGCUUUAUAGGAUAUUUGGCAUUGGUCACCUAUAGGAUGAUAAGAAUGAAAUCUACGGAUUUGUAUCAUCCUCCCCCAUUAAGGACAUUUCUGAAUCCUGUCACAAAUCCUCAUACAACUGUGAAUGAUGAGCUCAUGAAAUUACUAGACUGGCCAGAACCCCCUACUACUGUUUCCAAUAUCAGCCUCUCCACCCACCCCAAAAAGAGCACUUUCCACCUGCUAGACAAUCAGACCACGUUCAAGGUUGGAGAAACGUUAAGGGUCCUUAUCACGGCUAAGGAUCACAACGGCUACCCAAAAACCUAUGGAGGUGACUUUUUCGAAGCAAAGUUGCACUCCCCGAAGUAUAAAGCUGGGGUAACUGGAAAUGUGAAGGACUUUGGCAAUGGAAGCUACUUGGCCGCUUUCCUACUCCCAUGGCCUGGAGAAGUUGCUGUGAAUAUCAAGCUAAUUGUGUCCAGUGAAGCUGUGGCCGUCCUUAAGGACAAGAGAGAGAAUCACCCAGAAAAGGUAACAAUGGGUCAACCAUGGAAAGGAAUUGAUAUGUCUUUUGAACCUGUGUCAUGUCUUUUGCUUCUUAUUAGAUUAAAGUGUGAUGGAUGUACAAAUCAGUGUCUACCCUCUGGCACUCAAGUGCCACCCCGUACGGAAAAAUAUGAACUCUUUAAUUUAGUGGGUUGGGUCCAUUUUAAAGGGUUUUUCCAACUGAAUGGCGUUACUGAGGUCACCGAAUGUAAUGUUGAGCUGGGGAGGAGCGACGUCUGUACCUAUAGCCACCCUAUCAGUGGUGACACGUGGCAGUGCGUGAGGCCACAAAAGCUGCCUUGUGACGCUUGGGUUUCUCAUUCUACGGGCGGCUUUCGUAAUGUGACCAGUUUAGUGGAGAGUUACUUACUGAGUGGGGGAAGCAGAAGCGCAGCAGGGUCAUGUGACGUACGUAACGUGACUCGGUUGGAUUCCUGCGUCUCCCUGGCGGUAGAAGAAACGGUAGACGCGCACGAGCAACAAGUACCCUCCGCAUUGACCGCUAUUUUUGCUUACUUUGACCUUCUUCUUUUUCUCAUAGAACUCAUCUCAAAGCUGCCAGUCUGUAGACCAGGUCAAGAGCCCCCACAGACUUCUGGAUAUUAUUAUAAUGAUAACUGGGCAUCCUUGACAUGUCAGGGGCAACACUUCCCUCACCCAUCAAAUGCCAGUGACUGCCUACGGGGAAAGAAUAUCUACAUGUUUGGAGAUUCCACUCUGCGUCAGUGGUUUGAAUAUCUAGAGAGAUUCAUCCCAAGCCUCAAGAGGAUUGAUCUGCACGUUAAUUAUCUGCCUGGACCAUUGCUUGCGGUAGACCCUGAAUUUGGACUCUUACUGACUUUUAGAUCUCACGGACUACCUUAUAGGACCACACGGACUAUGGCCUCUGAUUUCCACUAUGAGUCUGUAGACAUAGCGGGCAUUAGUGGAGGACCUCAUACAGUUGUAGUGAUAACAGUCUGGGCCCAUUUCACCAGCUUCCCAAUACGGUUUUACAUACGAAGGUUAGCCCAGGUAAGGAAGGCAGUUGUAUCCCUGCUCUCCAGCAGCCCACAGACUACCGUUAUUAUUAAAACGGCUAAUACAGGCGAAACAUCUGUAUACACCAGUGAUUGGCUGGCUUUUCAACUGGACAUCUUAAUGAGGGCAGCAUUUAAAGGUCUGCCCAUCGCCAUGAUUGACGCAUGGGAUAUGACGUCAUGUCAUUAUUCUUUCAAAAACAUCCACCCGGGUCAGCAAGUCAUAAGGAAUGAAGUUGAUCUUAUGUUAUCUUAUAUCUGCCCCCGUUGA